Messenger RNA from Papaver somniferum (opium poppy), 2523 nucleotides. Its product is annotated as pathogen-related protein-like. The record is from RefSeq and is a predicted model, not a curated record. Bases 1657 to 2409 code for a protein of 250 amino acids. The transcript is spliced from 5 exons. NCBI's taxonomy places the organism in Eukaryota, Viridiplantae, Streptophyta, Magnoliopsida, Ranunculales, Papaveraceae.
AAAAGCACCAACACUCUCACUCUCUUUCCCGUUCCCUUCCGCCAUUAAAAUUCUUCUGAAAACCAGAAGCUUCAUCAUUGAGUUCUAUCGGUUUGUGCAAUUGAAAAGAAGUAUUAUCAACUUGAUUAACUUAAUUUUUGAUCGACGAUCACGAAGAUGAUGGUUAACAGUUGAACAUGGUGAUGAUACACGACUCAGUGGAUUCUCUUGUAAUUCGAAGAGGCAGUUGAUGAAAUAGACAAGCUACUUGGAGAGGAAUAUCAGGAUUUUCUUCGUGCUGUGCUUCAACUGACCCGUUCAGACGAGGAACACCAGUUUUCACAUACGAGGGCUUCUCAAUCUUUGCUCGGUCCCCUGAGAACUAUAAGAAGAUCGUAAUUUUUAUGUGAUCCCAUUUUGAUACUUAGUUGGUUAAGUCAAUACAUUUCGUCAGUGCUCCUAAGUUUGUUUUAUACAGUACAAACUAUGGGUAAUGGCAGAACUAUCGAAAUGGGGUCAUUAUUGCAAAGAAGAGAAGGGGUAUCUCGGGUCAAACUGUGCUUUUCAACACCAGGGUUUCCUGCUUUUACAGCACCAACUUCUGCACAGCCAGAAAACCACAACUUCUGAGCACGAACAUUCUAAAAAUUCGUAAGAGGAGAACAUGAGGAAAUAUGGUAGCUUACAUUCAGACGAACUUGGAGUGCGUUUGAUAUAACGUUGAUGCAAUGAUGAGCGGCGCAAUGAGGAAUGGUAAUAGUCUAAUAGAUGAAAGCAGAGCUGUUCAUAAAAUCAAAUCAGCAAAUCUGUUACUUUUGGCAAUACACCAGUCUGAUAGUAUGCAAGUGAGGUAGGUAUAGUGAGACACAGCUGCCAGUUACACCAUCCGAUAACUAGAAGAAGAAGCUUACUUACCUGCUUGAUUUUCGAAGGCAUUCCAGAAUUGAGGAGCAAUUGGUAAAUUAUUAGAUGCAAAAACAACAGAAUUAGGGAUCUCAGGGAAGUAACACAUCUUUCGUAGAAGUGUUGAAACGCUUACCAGGCUGUAACCCGAUGUUGCAGGUCGAGCUUCCUGAGCGUUGUUGUCAACUAGCAUUUAUAUUACACGUAAAACAUAGUAUAUGGUAUGGGUAAAAGUAUAUUCAAGUUUUCAAUCUAAACACAUUUUCAGACUUCAGCAUUUGGACUCCCUCCUGUUGCAUUCAUUUGUUUUUCCUGGCUACAUUAAAUUGGGCCUGUUCUCCCUGGAAAAAUAACAGUAAAUCUUAUCUCUAUCGCGUAAUGUUGCGCAUUUAUGAAAGUGACGCCCUUGGUUUGGUAACCAGAUAAAACCAUUAAAAAAAUUGUAAUGUUUUGUCUCCAUUUUCAUCCGCGAAAGUCCAUGUAACCUAAAACCAUUAAUGUUUGUUUGCGUGUAGACUGCCAACUCUAUAAUUUCAUUAGAAUACUAGCCACCUCAUCUGUUUAUUCUGUCUAUAGCUAUUGAUGAUGAUAUUAAUUUCAUUAGAAUACUAGCCACCUCGUCUGUUUAUUCUGAGUACGCUGAAUACUUUGCAUACACACACACAACACAUAUAUAUUGAUACUCCUGGUUCGAACACUCUUAUUCAUCAAAUCAUCUCUCUUUAUAGUAACACCACCAGUAAAGUAACAUAUUAUCAACACCACAUCAUAUAUAUGGGUUCUUCUGAUCAUGAUCACCACCAGGGAGAUAAGUACAGAUCUUACAUGUAUGGAGAUGAGCAUAAAGAUGUACAGUGGAGGCAUGGUGGUCCUCCUAUCUACGACCUCGUUAAUGAACUCUUUCAGCAAGGCCAAACAAACGUAUGGCCAGAGGGAUCUUUAGAGGAAACCGUACAGAACGCCAUUAAAACAUGGGAAAUGGAGCUUUCUCACAAAACUCGGCUACAGGACUUCAAAACUAUCAACCCAGAAAAAUUCAAGUUAUUUGUUAAUGGAAGAGAGGGAUUAUCAGGAGAAGAGGUCCUGAAAUUAGGGAGUUACAACGCUUUGCUGAAAACAUCUUUGCCUGAGGAAUUUCAAUACUACAAAGCUGAUGAAGAGAGCUUUGCAUCUUCUCAUGACAUAUUUAGAUCAGCGUUUCCUCGUGGUUUUGCUUGGGAAGUUAUUAAGGUCUACUCAGGGCCACCUCUAAUUGCUUUUAAGUUCAGACACUGGGGUUACAUGGAAGGUCCUUUCAAAGGUCAUGCUCCCACUGGCCACAAAGUCGAGUUUUAUGGCUUGGGUGUUCUCAAGGUAGAUGAAACUUUAAGAGCUGAAGAUGUGGAGAUCUAUUAUGACCCUGGGGAGCUUUUUGGAGGUCUACUCAAAGGACCCAAAAUAGAUUCUUCAAAUUUAUCCCAAGAAGAACAUGAAAAGACUACUCCAUCCACCAAUGCUCAAGGAUGCCCUUUCUACAAGGAGGAUUGAAUUGUACAACCCCAUAUAAGUUGUGGUUCUGAUAUUUAAAUUUGCAAUAAUCAUGUCCGACUCCUUUGUGAUUAUGUUUGUUUUAGAAGUAUAAUGUUAUAUAUGUUUGAGAUA